AUGUCUGCUAUUCAAUCUACACUUAGCACACUUAUUACAUCAAAUGAACUGAUAUAUGAAAUGACUAAACCUCAAAGUCCCGAUGAAUACCUUAGUGAGAUGCUCGUCCCUAAAGUCACUAUUAGAUUAAUAGCUCAAGAUCGGCAAAUCGGAUUAGAUAAAGCAAAAAAA
Messenger RNA from Dentiscutata erythropus, 171 nucleotides. The record is from the annotation of a GenBank genome assembly. NCBI's taxonomy places the organism in Eukaryota, Fungi, Glomeromycota, Glomeromycetes, Diversisporales, Gigasporaceae.